GGCCACGAGGCUGAGGGUGUGGAUGCCGGUCCCAAGACAGACCCAGCUGGGCACCAGGCCUAGAGAGGCGGACUCAUUUUGGGGUACGCUGGUUUGGGAGUGAGAGGUACAGCCCCCCAGGACCCACCAGCCAGGACAGCCUUUCUCCUACAGGGGUUGAGGGCAAACGGAGUCUUCCCCACUCCAGACCUCCACUGGAGCCCCUCCUGAAGGCCGUUCUCAGGGCAGCUCCCGGGCUGUGGGGCAGCGGGCAGGGUGACAAGGCGGGGCCCUCACAGCUUGCGGGCAGUGCGGACUCAUGUUGGGCCAAGGGUCCUCCCAGGGGACAGCCAGCCCAGCGUCUGGGGCUGACAACACCUAAGUGUGGCCAGCCCUUCCAUCUCUGGCCCAGGCAAACCGCCACCAGCUCUUGCUCCUGACAGCCCCUCCCCGCCAGCCCUGCCAGCCACCUCCCAAAGCUGCUCGUGGGGUCUGCACCCCACACCAGGGGUGACUCUGGGCCCCUCCCUGUCAGGAUGGCUGCUUGGUCCCGCCCACCGCACCUAGAAGGCUGUGUGGGGCAGGGCCUGGAGUCCCCUCAGAAGGCACCUGCCCAUGACACAGGCUUCCCCUACGACGGGCAAGACCCCAGGAGGCUGUGGGAGCCGAGGGGCCCUCCCAGGAGGCUGGAGGUGGCCUGAAUGAGGCUGAGUCCUGAAGGGGCCUGCAGAGGACAUGCCCAGGGCUCAGGCCUGGACCAGCUGGUGCAAGAGCAGGUCUGGGCAGCGGGGCCUGGCUUUGCAGGCCUGGUUCACCAGCCAGCUUCUGGCCUGUCCUCACCCAGCCUGCUGUCUCCAUGCAUGCUGGGGCUGGGAAGAGGUGUCUCUGCCCCUGAGGGUCCCCCAAACAGUGCCCCAUCCGUCUAGAUGUGAGGGAUGACAAUAACCACGACAUCCAGGCUGACUCACUGCAUUCAGGGGAAAGAGAGGUAGGGCCCGUGUCCAGGGUUUGCAUCAAAUACCCGAGGCCCAUGCAUCAUGUCACCACCAUUAGGCAAGGCCCUGUUCAGUGCCAGCUGUGCCAGAAGACUACCCUGUCCUGGGGACCCUGAGGCUGGGCUGAGAAGUCACCGCCUCUGAGGAGCCCACUGGGAGUGCCUCUACCCUACAUCUUCACUCCGUGGUUGCAGACUGGCAUGUAAACAGCCAGGGCAGAGCCACACAGGCCAGCUGCAGCCUCCACAGCUAAGGCUCCAAGCCCAGGGGGCACAGCCUCGGUCACCCCACCCUCAGCUCGUGAGGCUUUCAUGAGUGAGGUAAGCUCUCUGCCCCCCUGGUUUUAUGCUAUAAAGUGGGAUGUUGGUGAGGAUUGCAGGCCUUAGGGACAACAGGUGCAUGGCUGAUGAGGCGAUAUGCCUUCAGGACCCUGGUGGCUGCUGCAGGCUCAGAACUGGGUGCCAGGGGCAGGGACAGGGUGCGGGGGAGGAGGUACACCUUGCUCUUCUGCCUGAACAGCACCAGGACCCCUGCACACUGAGGCGAACUGCUGCCAGGUGGGCCUCUGCUCCUGGGCACAAAUGGGCUGGGCAGAUCCAAAUGGGUGGGUGGGGUCUGGGUCCAAACCCUUUAGCACCCAGUGGUCUUUCUUGAGCCCAAACCCCUUUUAUGAACGCUGCAGGUCCUCCCUCCAAACCCCACACCAGAUCGAUGCCGAAUGUUCAUGCUCUGCUGUUGAAUGCAUCCUGUGAGCAAGUGCAGCGGUUGCCCAGCCAAUGAGAAGCCGCACAUCUGCCUUCCUGCCCCAGGGCUGCGGGUCACUUCUCCCUGAGGUCACCCAGGGGCUUGCUGGGGCAACACCUGGGUGAGCAGUUCAGUCAACUGACAAGCUGUUACGUGGCCAAGACACCAUGAGCUGCCCCGCAUCAUCAGCCCUCUGAGGCUCCGUGGAACUGACAUCAUCCUGGUGGGUGGUAUUGAUGAGGAGAGAUUUACAAACAAAACCGGGGGGGGAGCCCCUGAUGCUUCCCCCAGGCUCCACCACCCACUCCACUCCUCCCGAACACGUGCAAGGCUGGGUUUUUGCACACUGGUUUUCUUAAAGCCUCCAUACCAGCACUGCUUCUCCUACUAGGAAGCCAUGCUCUGCGUCUCUGACCCAUGCGGCCACAGGGCGGCCUGUGCAGGUUGUGGCGCUGAUCACGCUCCGGGUCAAGCACUCAGAGCCCUUGACACAGAUUCCUCCUGGACAGUCCCAGGCCCUCAAAGCCACAGGAUCCUGGCCUCUGGAACUCAGUACAUUCCAUCUGGCACUCAGGCAAAUGGGGAGAGAUCCUCCUUGGUCUCUGGCCUGGUCCCCACACCCUGUCCCCAAGCCUCCUGUCACCCAAAGAACAGCCCAGAGAGUGAAUCGGGACAGCGCAGAAGGCUGCCCACCCUGGCACUGCUGCAAAGACCCCCGCGGUGGGUGGGCUCUUCAUCCUCCUACAGAUGAGGAAACAGGCUGCAUCCAUCCCUCUCUGAGCUCAUAGCAGGGACAUUUUCCAGCAGGAACCUGUGCUGGGCAGGGGGGACCUGGUUCACAAGAAUGCCUACUCCAUCUCCUGGUGACCAGGACACGGUCUGAGGAAGGCCCCUCCCCCAAGGGAGAGAGGCUCCCCCCGGCUCCCCAGUGCAGAGUGCGCAGCAGGGACCCCUACAGGACGCCCCUCUGUCAGGCCCCUCCAACCCCUCUUCCUCCAACCCCCCCAUCACCUCUCUUUACCCAGCUCUCUCCUCCAAGUCCUGGGCGCUGGCACUGCACAUGGCCAGUGUCGGGACCCACUGGUGCCCAGUAAGCAGCAGCCAGAGCAAAGGCUACAGGGAUUGCUCAUUUCUCACAACUACACGGAUCUAUGGUCACUUUAAAAUUAAAAUUUUAAUCUUUAAAAAUUAGCUGAGGAACAAGAAUAAAAUAAAAGGGUGUGGGGCCAUAGAGGUGGCAGGGAGAGCUGCUCUGCGCCACUCUGUGGGGGGGCUUGGGGGGCUCUUCCUCCCAUCAGUUUCAUCCCUUCCGCACUUCAUAGGUGCCAGCCUCCCCCGCCGACCUUCAUACAGCAUCCCCCCACUUCCCUGUAAGUUAGAGCCCAGGGCAGGGGGAGGGGUAGGACCACCACCCACGCACACCCACUGCCUGGUCCACCCCCCUGGAUCCCUGCACCAGGCCUGGACCAGAGGACAGGCCAGUGGGACCUAGCCACGGGAACUCCUCUCAGGAGUUGGGGUUACCUGGAGAGCUGGGCAUACACAGGGAAGGGAGGUCAGGGACAGACAUCCUGGCAGGGUCGCACUACUGACCCCCGAGCAGGUGGAGACAGGGAUGGCAAGGGCAGCCCUCCCUCCCCCAUCCUCCCCAAGAUGGGGCAAACACCGCAGCUGGUGUGGGAACCCAAGCUGUCUGAGAGGUCUCAGAGGUCCUGAGCCUAUCUGGGGGUCACAGGGGUGGCUGGAGGGCUCAGGACUCCUCUGAGGGACUCCCUGAGCUGCGGAGACCCCAUCUGUCAGAUCAGGGCCCUCGGCUUGAACCAGCUGCACCCCCCCUUUCCCGUCGUCCCCCCUCUGUCCCCUUCCUCUCCGUCCCCUAGCUGCAGAGACAGGAAUCAACCACCUUCCACCUCUCUCGGUUCGCCUCCUCCAAGGAGCCCCGGGGGCGCGGGCCUGGAGCACCGCGUGGGAGGCCCCUUCCGGAAGCGCUGCAGCCGCCGACCGACCCGGGGCAGGGCCCAGCGCGGAGGGCGGCAGCCUCCGUGGAGUCUCAGCGGAGCCCCACCCGGGCCUGGCCUCCCGCCCAGCGCGCUCGGUGGUUCCCAGGUCGCAGCCGGGUCACGCCCGGGGAUCCUGUCCUCCCCAGACCGGGGGUCGGAGCCGGGACCCAGGACCGGCCGAGGCACCGUCUCCCUGGAGUCCGCGAGUGGAGGCGCGCGGAGGGGCGGGGUCUUCCCACAUCCAGGGCAGCCCCCCCCCACCGGGCGGGGCGUCACAGAGGCCCGCGGUUCCCACGGCAACCGAGCAACGCGGCAACCCCGCGGGAAGCUGCUCUGGGCAGGGCGCACAGUGGGCCGCUGGGCUCACCACUCCGGAAGGAGGGCAAACCAUGAACUUCCAGAUGACAGGCUUGGGCCUAGACAAGAUGAAGCUGGACAGUCCCCAGUCCUUCCCGGACCAGGAGAACGUGGAAGAGGUGGAGGGUCAGCAGCUACUGGAACCAGAGGCUUGGCGGACCUACGUGGAGCGCCGCCAUGCUCUGCGAGAGUUCCUGACCUCCGACCUGAGCCCCCAUCUGCUCAAGCGCCAUCAUGCCCGCAUGAAUCUGCUCAGGAAAUGCUCCUACCACAUCGAGAUCCUCCCCAAGCACCUGGCCCUGGGCGACCAGAACCCACUGGCGGUGCCCAACACCGUGUUCCAGCACAUCGACCCCCGGAGGUUCCAGCGCAUGAAGAAACUGGGCACUGCCCAGACCAAGAUCCAGCUCCUGCUGCUCGGGGACCUGCUGGAGCAGCUGGCCCAAGGCCGCGCUGAGCUGGAUGCCCUGCGCGAAUCGCCUGAUCCACAGCCCUUCCUGUCAGGCUGGGGGCUGGUAGAGCAGCGGCUGGCAGACCUGCUGGCCAUCAUGGACAGCUUCUUGGCCAUGAUGGUACCGGGGCGCCUGCACAUGAAGCACCACCUGGUGUCUGACGUCGGCUCCACCAAGAUCCCACCCAUCCAGCUCAUGCUAAGCACCAAGAUGCCCAUCAUGUUUGACCGCAGAUUGUCGGUGGCCCACCAGGACUGGGUCAGCCUGCGCUGGUUUGUCACCAUCCAGCCAGCAGGGCCGGAGCAGUUUGAGCUUCGUUUUAAGCUGCUGGACCCACAGACACAGGAGGAGUGCACACAGUGUGGCAUCAUCCCCGUGGCUGCCUGCACCUUCAACAUCUAUAACCUGCUGCCCAGCCGCUCCUACAAGUUCACCAUCAGGAGAGCAGAGGGCUACACGCUGGUGUACGAGCCCUGGCGGGACAGCCUCACGCUGCAGACCGGGUCAGGGUCCCCAGAAAGGCCCACCCCCAGUCAGCUGGGUGAGCUGGGCCCAUUCCCAACCACACCUUCUGAGAGAUGAUUUUCUAAUAUUUAUCCACUAAUUAAGAGGAGUAUAAACAUACAAUUAAAGAAACAAACCUACUUACAUUUAAAGGCAGCAGCAGCCACAAGUAUUUUUUCUGACUCGGCCCAGCCCACCCAUGAGCACCAGCCCCCUUUUCCAGGGGGAGCCCCAAGGUGGACCUUCCAGGACAGCCAACCCCUGAGGCAAGGAGCAUCAGCCCUGGCAUGGCUGCCACCACCAAUGAGAACUGCUCGACGGGCU
Molecule: messenger RNA, 5355 nt
Organism: Manis javanica (Malayan pangolin)
Lineage: Eukaryota; Metazoa; Chordata; Mammalia; Pholidota; Manidae
Gene: FNDC11
Product: fibronectin type III domain containing 11
Molecular function (GO): protein binding
Source: RefSeq, a predicted model, not a curated record